UAUAGUUUCUUGUAUACUUGGUGUUAUAGUGACAAAAGAUUUCCAGUCAGUUGUAUGAAAAAAAUUGGAAACUGUUAGGAAGUUACCAAAAUGAUUAGCUCUUAGCAGUUGAAGAUGCUGAAUUUAAUCAAUUUAUUAUGAUUACAAAGCACAACUCCAUUUUUUAUGAUUGCCAACAUUAUGUCAAAGAACCAAGACGCUCCUUAUCGACCUGUGACUUUAACCUCACGAAAUCUCAAGGUCUUUGAUUUUCUUUCGUUUUUUCUCUUUUAUAUUGGUACAGUGCUAUCUUGUAAUCAUAGGAAGACAAUAACUUUUACCUCAACUUUUGUCCAUCAGAGAUUAAAAGAUGAAGGUACUUUUCCAUUCUUUCAAGUUGAAGAGAGUCACCAGCAACGUACGCAGGUUCAUACCAUAUGAGCAAAUACCAGUCAAAUCUAGCCAAACCAUUGUAAUUUCAUAGCAUUCGUACACAACGCACUUGCAGAAUUCCAAACAGGAAAGGGUUUGUAUGUUUUUGCCAUUGUUAGAUAUGACUCGUAGUCAUCUGAAGCAGUCUUCUAUAAAAUGCAAGAAAGUUAAAGCUGCCCGAGAAACUCUUAACAAAGAAGUCGCAAGCAGAACCAUAUAAUUCUUGGUCUGUGGUUGUCCAAUUUCUAAACCGUUUGUUUAGCUAAUUAUAGGCAUAUUUUAUUGCACACUUGGCAAAAGUUUAGAUUGACGCUAUCAGCUAUAUGACACUUGAUUUAAGAUUGAGGACGGUCUUCCUCUCGUUCCAGUUCUAUAAACUCAACCAGUGAAUCUUCAACCCAAAAAUCAAACCUCACAGGUGUUGAGAUGCCUCCCUUUAACUUGAUAGAAUGUGUUCAAUUCAUAAAAGAGGAAUUCCCUUGCUUUUGUACAGCUAAUAAAGAGAACCUCACAAGUUGAGACAAAGUUAAUAUCUGUUGGCAGUCUUGCUCUUCGCAAUUUUUAGACCUAUACAACUGAAUUCAACGUUACAAAGCCUAUUCCAAUCAAACUAACUAUGUUCCACAUAAAGUACUGUUAACACUAAAUGAUGAAAAUUAGCCAUAUCAAAGCAAUGUGACUAUGAAGUUUGUUCAAUCGG
This is a messenger RNA of Galdieria sulphuraria, 1111 nucleotides long. RefSeq lists its product as uncharacterized. The coding region runs from base 166 to 420 and encodes 84 amino acids. The record is from RefSeq and is a predicted model, not a curated record. The transcript has a single exon. Lineage: Eukaryota; Rhodophyta; Bangiophyceae; Galdieriales; Galdieriaceae.